This is a messenger RNA of Acaulospora morrowiae, 498 nucleotides long. Lineage: Eukaryota; Fungi; Glomeromycota; Glomeromycetes; Diversisporales; Acaulosporaceae. The record is from the annotation of a GenBank genome assembly.
AUGGCAACUAUUGAUUACGAUAGCUUUGCAAUAUAUCCAGCUCUUAACGUUGCGCGCGUUGGCAAUGCAACUGAAGAGGAUGGUGUCAAUUAUUAUUAUGUUGGUUCCGAACUUCCUGGAGUGUAUGUAGGAAGUAAUUUUAAACUGAUCGACGAGGGUUAUCCUAGCUUCAGCUUUAAAAUUAAUGGUAAGAUAAAACCGCAGGCCGCAAGGUUUAGGAUCUAUGGUUUCAAAAAUGAUGAGAAUAAGGGCGAGAUCAGGCCUGGAAAUGGUGUGGAAAUUACAUGGACUGUAAAGCUUGCCAAUAAGAAGGCAGCACACAUGGGAUUCUUCGGUAUCAAGAAUCAGGAUCAAAAAGGUCCUAUACGAAAUGCCGAUUGGCCUUAUAAGAGACCUACAUUAAUGGCCGUCAGAGAGGAAAGCUUAACAUCUGGAUUAAACUCAUCAGCUGUAGAAUUAAAGGCGCAAGUUUAUCGCAAUGAUAAGGAUGAAGGCUGA